AUGUGUGUAAAGGAUGCAGAGCAAGAAAUGGAGAACCCAGUUGAAAAUAAUAAUAGCAAUGAUAACAACAAUAGCAACAACAAGAUGCAAUCUUGGCCUUUGCAUUGUGACCUCUUGCAAACCCCGAUGGAGAAUUUUGAUCAAGACUCUUCUUUGAUUAGUUCUAGUGGUGGGAUUAGUAUUGCCGACUCUCAUCCUUUGUCAUGGGGAGAUAGGAACCCUGUCUUGAUUCUUAAUGAUCAAUCAUUUCAUACCUUCCUAUCUUUUUAUGGAAUAUUUAUCUUCAUCACUAUUUGUUCUUCUGUUAUCUCAUCUAGUUUUAUUUGUUUGUGGUGGCUUAUUCAGCUGGAAAGCAUUAGUGAGGAUAGAGUGGCCACAGAAAGGAAACAGAAUCUGUUAACAGACUUUUUUCCCACCCUUCGCUCAGGAGAAUGGUCUGAUAUUGGUGGUCGGCCUUAUAUGGAAGAUACGCACAUUUGCAUUGGUGACUUGGCUAAGAAGUUUGGUUACAAUUUACUCAGUGAGCAAGCUAUUUCUUUCUAUGGUGUAUUUGAUGGGCAUGGAGGAAAGAGUGCAGCACAUUUUGUCCGUGAGCAUUUGCCAAGAGUCAUUGUUGCGGAUGCUGAUUUCCCUGUAAAACUUGAGAAAGUGGUUACAAAGUCGUUCAUUGAGACUGAUGCUGCAUUCGAAAACUCAUGCUCCCUUGAGUCAGGCCGUUCUUCUGGCACUACUGCUCUUACUGCGAUGAUAUUCGGGAGGUCAUUACUCGUGGCAAAUGCUGGUGAUUGUCGGGCAGUAUUAUCACGUGGUGGGAUAGCUAAGGAAAUGUCGGAGGAUCAUAGACCUUGUUGCGUUAAAGAAAGGAGUAGAAUUGAGUCCUUAGGUGGAUACAUUGAUGAUGGUUAUCUAAAUGGCCUGUUAGGUGUUACCCGUGCAUUAGGUGACUGGCACCUGGAAGGGUUGAAGAAAAAGGGUGACAAGAGUGGUCCCUUGAGUGCUGAACCAGAACUUAAAUUGGUUACCCUGACCAGGGAAGAUGAGUUUUUAAUAAUAGGAAGCGACGGAAUAUGGGAUGUAUACUCAAACCAAAAUGCUGUAGAUUUUGUUCGGAAAAGACUCCAAGAGCACAAUGAUGUGAAGCAGUGCUGCAGAGAAAUGAUAGGGGAAGCAUUAAAACGGGGAGCAAUUGACAACUUGACAGUUGUAAUUGUUAGUUUUCACUUGGAGCCACCGCCACCGGUGUUGGUACAGAAGGCGAGAGUCAUGCGGAGCAUUUCCACUGAGGGACUCCAGAAUCUCAAAUGUUUGCUAGAAGGUAAUGCUUAA
Molecule: messenger RNA, 1326 nt
Organism: Dovyalis caffra
Lineage: Eukaryota; Viridiplantae; Streptophyta; Magnoliopsida; Malpighiales; Salicaceae
Source: the annotation of a GenBank genome assembly